AUGGCGACCGCCUCACCAACGGCUGCCGUGGUGACGGCCACCGUGGUGACCACAGCAGCUGCCAUGGACCUGCGGGAUUGGCUCUUCCUCUGCUAUGGUCUGGUGGCCUUCCUGAGCGAGGUGAUUGACAGUACGACCUGCCCGUCCGUCUGCCGCUGUGACAAUGGCUUCAUCUACUGCAACGACCGGGGCCUGACCUCCAUCCCUCCUGACAUUCCAGACGAUGCCACCACCCUCUACCUGCAGAACAAUCAGAUCAACAAUGCUGGCAUCCCCCCCAGCUUGAAGAAAAAGCUCAACGUUCAGGUCAUCUACCUCUAUGAAAAUGACCUGGACGAAUUCCCGGUCAACCUGCCCCGGUCACUGAAGGAGCUUCACCUCCAGGACAACAACGUCCGAACCAUCGCCCGCGACUCCCUGGCACGCAUCCCCCUCCUGGAGAAGCUGCACCUGGACGACAACUCAGUCUCCACCGUCAGCAUCGAGGACGACGCCUUUGCCGACAGCACCCGCCUCAAGCUGCUUUUCCUCUCGCGCAACCACCUCAGCAGCAUCCCCUCCGGCUUGCCCCGCACCCUGGAGGAGCUGAGGCUGGACGACAACCGCAUCUCCACCAUCCCCCUCCACGCCUUCAAGGGGCUGAACAGCCUGCGGCGCCUCGUCCUCGAUGGCAACCUCCUGGCCAACCAGCGCAUUGCGGAUGACACCUUCAGCCGCCUGCAGAACCUCAGCGAGCUCUCCCUUGUCCGGAACUCCCUGGCUGCACCGCCGCUUAACCUGCCCAGCGUCCACCUGCAGAAGCUGUACCUCCAGGACAAUGCCAUCAGCCACAUCCCGCAAAAUACCCUCUCCAGAAUGAGGGAGCUGGAGAAGCUGGACCUCUCCAACAACAACCUGACCACGCUGCCCAAGGGCCUCUUUGAUGACCUGGACAGCCUGUCGCAGCUCCUCCUGCGGAACAACCCCUGGUACUGUGGCUGCAACCUCAUGUGGCUGCGGGACUGGGUCAACGCCAGGGCCUCUGUGGUGAACGUGAGGGGGCUGAUGUGCCAAGGGCCCGAUAAGGUCAGAGGCAUGGCCAUCAAGGACAUCACCAGCGAGAUGGACGAGUGCUUUGAAGUGGGCUCACAGAGCAACUCGGGGGCUGCGGCGAAGACCACAACCACCAACGCCGCGGUCACCACCCCGCAGGGCUCCCUUUUCACCCUGAAGGCCAAGCGGCCAGGCAUCCAGCUGCCCGACUCCAACGUCGACUACCCGAUGGCCACCGGAGCGGGAGCCAAAGCCCUGAUUCUGCACGUCAAGCCACUGACGGCAGACAGCAUCCGCAUCAGCUGGAAGGCGAUGCUGCCAGCAGCCUCGUUCCGCCUCAGCUGGCUGCGCCUGGGCCAUAGUCCAGCCUUGGGCUCCAUCACAGAGACCCUGGUGCAAGGCGACAAGACCGAGUACUUGCUGACAGCCCUGGAGCCCAAGUCUACCUACAUCAUUUGCAUGGUCACCAUGGAGACUGGCAGCACAUAUGUGCCUGAUGAGACCCCGGUAUGUGCCAAGGCCGAGACGGCAGACCUGUACAGCCCCACCACUACCCUCAAUCAUGAGCAAAACAUGGACCCAAUGGCCGGGCUGCCAUUAGCAGGAAUCAUCGGUGGAGCGGUGGCCCUGGUCUUCCUCUUUCUGGUUUUGGCCGCCAUUUGCUGGUACGUCCACCGGACGGGAGAGCUGCUGACACGUGAACGAGGCAGCCGGAAGAAAGACGACUACGUCGAGUCGGGCACCAAGAAAGAUAACUCCAUCCUGGAAAUCCGAGGCCCCGGGCUGCAGAUGCUACCGAUCAACCCGCACCGGGCAAAGGAGGAGUAUGUCAUCCACACCAUAUUCCCUUCCAAUGGAACCAGUCUUUACAAAAGCACCCACACCAUCGGCUACGGCACAACUCGUGGGUACAGAGACGGGGGAAUUCCAGACAUAGACUAUUCGUAUACAUGA
Molecule: messenger RNA, 1986 nt
Organism: Varanus komodoensis (Komodo dragon)
Lineage: Eukaryota; Metazoa; Chordata; Lepidosauria; Squamata; Varanidae
Gene: FLRT1
Product: fibronectin leucine rich transmembrane protein 1
Exons: 2
Coding region: 1-1986 (661 amino acids)
Molecular function (GO): protein binding
Source: RefSeq, a predicted model, not a curated record